Molecule: messenger RNA, 1719 nt
Organism: Naumovozyma dairenensis CBS 421
Lineage: Eukaryota; Fungi; Ascomycota; Saccharomycetes; Saccharomycetales; Saccharomycetaceae
Gene: LSB6
Product: 1-phosphatidylinositol 4-kinase LSB6
Exons: 1
Coding region: 1-1719 (572 amino acids)
Biological process (GO): phosphatidylinositol phosphate biosynthetic process; endosome organization; Golgi organization
Cellular component (GO): lysosomal membrane; endosome; fungal-type vacuole membrane
Molecular function (GO): 1-phosphatidylinositol 4-kinase activity
Source: RefSeq, a predicted model, not a curated record
AUGUCAUAUCAACAGACGGAUCACUACUUACAUUCAAAUAAACUAGUUACAUCGAAUUCUUAUGAUUGGUUAAAGUAUCGAGACGAACAGAAUCAAUACAAUGAUAUUCACCCAUUAAGAAUAUCACAGAGAAUCUAUGGUGCCAUCCCAGGGAUACAGUCAUCAAUUUCGAUCGAUAGAGAUACAUCUAGAUAUGAUGAAUACCAAACAUUAGGUACGUCGAGCCCUUUUCAAUGCUAUAAGAUUGAAUUUCCUAUAUUUAAAGUAAAUCCUGAUUAUCCUCCACGAAAUACUCAGUUAUUGAAUGCACCGUUUCAAAAAUUUCAGGCAGUAGUGACUGAUUGUAAGGAAGCAAUUAGUGAGCGGGAUAUAGAGUUAAAAAGAGUCAAAGCAGGUUCUAGUGGUUCAUAUUUUGUAUAUGGAACGGAAAAUCCCAAUGUUCCGAAAGGAAUCUUCAAACCUAAAGAUGAAGAACCAUAUGGUCCAUUAUCACCUAAAUGGACUAAAUGGGCACAUAGGACUUUCUUCCCUUGUCUUUUUGGAAGAAGUUGUCUUAUACCUAAUUUAGGUUACGUCUGUGAAAGCGCUGCGUCUUUAUUAGAUAGAAGAUUAGAAACAAACUUGGUCCCUUUUACUGAUACUGUCUCUUUCCAAUCAGCAAGUUUCUAUGAUCAAAGGUACGAAUGGUUAAAAGCUUUCAAUUUCGGUAUUAGGAAACAGGAAAAAGUCGGAUCUUUUCAAUUAUUUUUAGAGGAUUAUCAAGAUAUCGAGAAAUUCUUAGCUAAAUAUCCACUACCUGGGACGUUCAGAAAUCAACGACGUAGAGGAAGCACCACCAGUACUGCUUCAAAUUUGAGAGCCUCGACAAUACUAUCGAAGAAAUCAGGAAUGGAUAAACACUCCAUACUUUUGACAGAUACAGGAAAUAAAGAUAUUAUAACGAGGAAGGACAAUUCGAUUCCAACAAACCCAUCAUCAUUCAUACCACCUGUAUUUACUUGGAGUGAAGGAAAUUUGUUGAUGUUUAGACAAGAGCUAGAGAAGUUAAUAAUCUUGGAUUAUAUAAUGAGAAACACAGAUAGAGGACUUGACAAUUGGAUGAUUAAAGUUGAGCCACCAGGAAAUGAAAAUCAAGAAAACUGGUCCAUCGAACUAGCAGCGAUAGAUAAUGGUUUAUGUUUCCCUUGGAAACAUCCAGAUGAAUGGAGGUUAUAUCCCUAUGGAUGGUUAUACUUAUCCUUAGACAUUCUGGCACAACCAUUUUCAGAGAACACAAGAAGUCAUUUUAUUCCGUUAUUAACAAGCACGGAAUGGUGGGAAGAUUCUUAUCUGGAAUUCACUGACCUUUUCCAAAGGGACCCUGAUUUCCAGUUUAGAUUAUGGAAAAAACAAUGGGCAGUUUUGAAAGGCCAAGCUUUUAAUGUCGUGAAUACUUUAUCUGACAUAAGGCAGGGACCACUAGAACUUGUGAGGAAAACUAGAUAUUUGGUAGUAGAUGAGGUAAUACAAGCGCCUGCUAGCAGUCUCGAAACAGUUAUGAAUAACGCUGAACUGAACGCACCGACUAGAACAUUAAACGGGCUUACCAAUAUGGAUUCUGAUCCACAAGCGUUUUUAAACGAUGAGACUGAAUAUGACUUGCAUAGAAGUUUGUAUAGAACUGUCAUCGCCGAAAGGUUACAAAUGGUCACCUCAGAUCCAGUCUUUACGUGGUGCUGA